AUGCUCAGCUCCUCUUCCAGGCUCGCGCCUGGCGUGAUUCAUCAACAGACCCCCAUACCUCCAGCAGUGCGGAGUAUUCGCAAACACUACAGGAGAUUUGUGAACUGGUUGAAUAAAGCAGCCCUCCCACUCUCACAUAAAAAAGUGGGAAACCAAGGUCAACUACGUCAAAUUUCUUUCCAGGAGACAAAGACCUCACCUUUAUUGAACCUUCCACUUGAACUCGUCCUCAUUAUCAACAGCCUUCUGCCUUUGGAAUCCCAAGUCUGCCUUGCUCUCACCUGCAAGACACUUCUCAGGCUUAACAAGCAAGCCCUGGCUGCCCCCCAAUUCAAGUUCUUGCCCAACGAUGUCUACGAUCGUGAAUUUAUGAAAAACUGUGAUAAUUUCAACACAGAGAGAUGGCGGUUGCUUCGCCUCUUUGGGUUGACAGACGUUGUUACAAAAAUCUCUGCGCUUAUCAGUGGAGAUGGCGAGUUAUUCAUUUGCACACAAUACGCAGUGUUUGCACGUGCGCUUCGUGUUAGCGAAUCCAUUGCACCUCUGCGUCGGGUUUUCUGCCCCCAUUUAUCUUUCUAUGAUUACCUUCUAUUAUUUUCGGGCUCAAGGAGUGAACUCGAUUUACAGGCCAGAAGGUUAUGGAGGAAACACCCGUUUAAUAUACCAUCUGAGGCAUUCCAAAGAGGGCUGUAUUGCCAGUAUUGUGACACCACAAUCUACGUCGUUAGGUCCAAUCUCAACAUCGGAGGGUAUCGCCGGAAUUUAUUUUUUGAAGUUAUGACAGUUAGGAAUCUGGGACGGCGUACAUAUGUCGAUGACACUUGGCGGUAUCAAACUGUAUAUCCAUCCUCGUGGAGUGGGUUUGGGAAUACGCCAUUUAAAAUACGAUAUCCACGCUCCUUACGUGAAAUUAGGGAUUCGCGGAAACAUAGUCCUUGGGCUUUUAAUUUUUGUUUCCACCGCAUUCUCACCCCAACGGAGAACAAAUCCCACCGAUGGCCCGCAGUUCUAGAAAAUCCGCUCACGUCCAACGAUAUUCCUCCCGUAAACGAACAUCUUCAUGACUCAGACAUCAAUAUCGACGGCAGUUAUGGUUUCAUUGUCAAAGUGGAGACUAUUAAUCGGCGCAGCGUCACCCCGAAGGGCUACCAGUCACCAGCACUGCGUAGAAGUGCGAACUCGUCGCUGGUGCCCAACCUCCCUCCCACCCGUGAUCAGUUCUCAUCAGCGUUGGCCGCGCCGAAGGGAACUGCGGGCCCCUCAUGCUGUGCCGACUGUGACCCACUAGGAGCCACAGCCGCCGUGCCAUGGGCAAAGCCGUUGAACCCAGACCAGCAACGUAGGAUGCUGGAGGAACAGAAGCAUGAGGGGAAGGAGACAUUCGUGAAAGCGGAAACCACAGUUGACCUCAAAAAGGAAGUCGUGAGCUCCUUGGACAACCUGCAGUUUCCUAGAUGGUAG
Molecule: messenger RNA, 1461 nt
Organism: Histoplasma capsulatum G186AR
Lineage: Eukaryota; Fungi; Ascomycota; Eurotiomycetes; Onygenales; Ajellomycetaceae
Product: F-box domain-containing protein
Exons: 5
Coding region: 1-1461 (486 amino acids)
Molecular function (GO): protein binding
Source: RefSeq, a predicted model, not a curated record